CCCAUGCGUCGUGACAAUUUGUUCUGUCGUGUAUCAGAUGGUGGACUCGGCCUUCCCCAUUUAUUUAUACGUCAGUUGGUUUCACGUUUUCUUUUCCUACGGGACCAGAAGCACCCUUUUCUUCGUGAAGUCAUUCAGGAUAGGCUCGCAUAUUACCUACCUGACUUUAUCGUAUCCACCGUGGGAGACCAAACCUGUUUGUUAGUAGGAUAUCUUAAAGAAGUAGUCGAUGCUUUUCAGUUUUUAUCAGUAAGGUUUUCAAAAGAAUACUUAGUGACUGUUUCACGUAAAAAGUUGACAAGGGAUCUUGUGAAAACCCUAUUUCCAAUGCCAAUUUACCGCUCAAUGUUUAGCAAUGUUUCCCAACGGGAUGUACUGCGCCGGGUAAAGAAGAUGCCCAUCCCCCCUGCAGCGAAAACUUUCUUUUUCAAAUUGCAUUGUUACGUGUUACCCACGAAGGUGUGGCUACGAGAGAAAGGAAUAUUCGUCCCGUGGUCAACAAACUGUACAUUAUGUAAAACGCCUGAAACCAUUGAACACAUUUUUAUUCACUGUUGGGAUGCCAUUUUCUUCUGGGAUAUUCUACAGCGCACUUUAAAAAAGGAUAUUGAUAUUACACCCUAUUCAAUUCGUUUCCUGCCUGUAUCAUCUUAUGAUAACUUUCCGUAUGACAUUGUAAUGCUCCUAGCGUUGUAUAGCAUGUGGAAGUCCCGCCUUGACAUAAGGAAUGAGAAUUAUCAUCCAAAAACAGUACGCCUGCAU
Messenger RNA from Ixodes scapularis (black-legged tick), 762 nucleotides. RefSeq lists its product as uncharacterized. NCBI's taxonomy places the organism in Eukaryota, Metazoa, Arthropoda, Arachnida, Ixodida, Ixodidae. The transcript has a single exon. The annotation marks the transcript as partial. The record is from RefSeq and is a predicted model, not a curated record.